AUGCAGACCCUGGCGCCCAUUCACCUUCUCCCGAAACGUGACGGUCCCCUCGAUCGCUGGCGAGGCGGACAUUGGGGAAUGAACAAUCCAGCCGCCUAUACUCCUCUCGAGACCCUCCUCCUCUUCCAGGCCGUCGCGACCCACGGCGCUCAACCCUCGGGCUUCGCCAAGGUAUCCGAUGAGCUCACCAAGAACCCCCAGAUCCGGGCCGACAAGACCUACGAUGCCACGCGACUGAGCCCCGAUGCCCUUCGCCGGGUCUUCCUCCACGUUUGGAGUGAAGAACUGGGUAGUGGCAAGGCGGCUGCCGACAAGACCGAUGGCUCCUCGUCCCCCAACUCCAAAAAACGCAAGCUUAGUCGUCCGGCGGUGCCUACCCUUAAGGAGGCAAAGGCACAGGUUCACCAGUACCCAAUGCUGGUAGACAGAUUGUGGGUUAGAUGGAGGGACUCCAUGGUCGAGUCUGUCAAAGACGACGAGCGUCGCCUCAAUACACUGGCCAGAGAGAUUACGGAGCUUCAUACGAUCGAGCAGGCCGAGAAGGCCAAGGCCGCUGCGCAACUCGCAACAGCUCCGAACGGCAGCACGGCACCCAAGGCAACCCCGGUCCCCGCCCCGGUUCCAUCUCCGAGUCCGAAUCACGUACAAGCCCCCGCCGCGCAACCCCAAGCAAAGCCUUCAACCCCGGCACCUGCACCCGAGACACCGAGACCAAUCAGACCGGCCCCGGCGCAGACUCCGGUGCCGGUCACGCCAGUACCUCUGCCACCACAGGCUCAGAUCAAGCAACCGACACCAUCGGCGCAAGGUCUGCCACCGGCUCCGCCACCCGUGCCGACAAGGCGAGAUGUGGCACCCCCAGCAGGCGCAUUCCAUCAGUCACCUGUACCGCCGCCCGUCCAACCAGCAUCGGCUGCCGGAGCACCUGGUGCCGCACCGGCUACCGCGGCGCCCAUCAAGUCGCAUCAGCCUCUGAAGCCUCCCAAUGGUGCUGGACAGGUUCUGCAGGCUCCCGUUGGCGCAGUUCAGCCGCCAGGACGACCCGGUCAGUCAACGUCGCCGGUGCCUUUGCCAGCCAUAUCACCCAGACCAGACAGCAUUGCGGCCAAGACACGCACAUCAGGUCCUGCCAUCACUACAAAUUCGUCACCGCAAUUGAGAUGGGAGACGCCGUAUCAGCCCCCGGCGGCACCUCAGCAACAAGGUCGUCCGUCACAGGUGCCCCCCGCAGCAUCGGCACCUCUCACUCCAAACCAACAGCACAAUCCUUCACAAUGGUAUGCCCAGCAGCAGGCAAAUCAAUAUCACGGUCCUCCACAUUCACCCAAUAUGCCAACACAGGCGAAUCAAGGGAACAGAUAUCCUCAACAGGCGCAGCCUGUGUUGGUACCGCCUCAAGGACAAACGCAGCCUCCGCGGCCGCCUUAUCCACAGCCUCCGCUUCCACCGCAGAAUCGGCCGCAUACUCAAGGCCAAGUGCAGCCUCAGUCUCAUGCACCGAACCAAGCAAAGGGACAAUUGGUCGCACCGAUGCAUUCAACACCCGUGAAAGGACCCCAGGAGGCACCUGCUUCUCAGAAUGCAGGUCGUCCAAUGUCCACUACGCCGAUUGCACCUCCAGUGCUACCUCAGCCUACCCAGCACCACCAGCAGGCUCAGCAGGCUCAGCAACCUGUCGAGACUACCAAUCCUCCGCCAUCGCGCCCAACGCAACCUCCCACGAGCUACCAACCUCAUCCCCAUCAACGGCCGCUGGCUGCUGCGUCGCCUACACCUCCGCCGGCGCUGCCACCACAGACUGCUGUUCCUCACCCGAAAUGGCCACAACCUCCACCGCAAAUAUACGCACAACAACAAUUCAGUCCCACACCUGCUCCAGCGCAGCUUCCCGCGAAAGCUGCAGAGAACCAAAGACGUGUUUCAUCUCCGCUUGUUAAACAGCAACCACCGCGUCCUGCUAUUCCAGCCCACCUGAACCCCCAGGUCUCGACGCCUACACAGACGCCUAGAGCCGCCAGCACGCCAAUCCCACCUCCGCAAACGCCCGUCACCGCCUCACCCAUUUUCCACCUAACCGGCUCCUCGACGAAGUGGAACUGGAGAACAACACCAUCGACACCUCGACCGGCUGCAGCAGAGACGCAGAGUCCAGCUAUUGAGCCGCUCAGUCCCGUCCAACAGCCGGCGCCAGUACCAGUACCGUUACCCACGUCGACGCCGUCGCAGCUGGCAAAGAAAGCCAGCCCGAAGUUGGUGCCGAAGCAGGAGACGAAAACCCCCAAAGGUCGCGGCCGUCCUCCUCGUAGUGCCAACAAGAUUCGUGCUGGCAGUACGCCGUCUUCGGCUGUUGGUGUACCGCGUAGGAGUCAGUCGGUGACAUCACAGACCGACGAACUGGCUAUGGACCUCAAUGAGUUGGCACCGCGAGUUAAGGACGAGCACGCCACUCCCAGAGCAACUCCAAGAGCUACUCCGAAGCCCCACGAUGAGACAGGUGAUACGACUGCUGAUGAAAGCGUGCCGAGCCGGAAGAACUUGAUUACGCCUAGCAACGUAUCUUCUCGACUGGCGCAGAAACGCAAACGCCAGGACUCGCCUGUGGACUCUCCUCCUGGGCCGCCAACUCAUGUGCUCUGGACUCGCCAGUUUGGCCGCGUGAGUGCUGCCGCUCUUGAUCAGAUCGGGGCUCACCGAUUCGCGAAUCAAUUCGCAAACCCUAUUCGAGAACGUGAUGCUCCUGGCUACAAGACCAUCAUUCUGCAGCCACAGGACAUCAAGUCCAUCCGUGCCGCCAUCACUCACGGCAACCGCGCAGCAACGGAGGCUGCCAAAGCGUUGCCCGACGGAGACCCGGGCACAGGCUCCGUUCUUGUGCCCAUCAGCGAUGACCUGGUUCCGCCCAAAAGCAUCAUCAACAGCGCGCAACUGGAGAGGGAACUCUUUCACAUGUUUGCCAACGCUGUCAUGUACAACCCGAACCCCAGUCGGGGGCCCGGACCCGCUUUCAUGAAGGUUGGCAUCUCGGCAGGGGCCGAUGCGCUUGGGUACGAAGUUGACGAGGACGCCGUUGUCCGGUCCACUAGGAUGAUGGCCGGCGAGGUUGAAAAGAUCAUAGGAGAGCUUCGUAACGCGGAGAAGGAGCGCACUGGUCAAGCCCCGUCAACAUCUGGUAACACAAGACCCACCAGCGUCGCCACGGGUGAAGACACUCCGAUGGCAGAAGACGAUGUGGAUGAGCUGGCGGGAGAUGCAGACAUUGGGUCCACCACGCGUAGGCGACGCGUUGGUACGAGGAAUUGA
Colletotrichum karsti is the source of this 3300-nucleotide messenger RNA. RefSeq lists its product as uncharacterized. NCBI's taxonomy places the organism in Eukaryota, Fungi, Ascomycota, Sordariomycetes, Glomerellales, Glomerellaceae. Gene Ontology annotation, cellular component: NuA4 histone acetyltransferase complex. Bases 1 to 3300 code for a protein of 1099 amino acids. The transcript has a single exon. The record is from RefSeq and is a predicted model, not a curated record. Gene Ontology annotation, molecular function: protein binding.